Molecule: messenger RNA, 264 nt
Organism: Clunio marinus
Lineage: Eukaryota; Metazoa; Arthropoda; Insecta; Diptera; Chironomidae
Source: the annotation of a GenBank genome assembly
AUGGUUAUUUAUUCACGUUCUGAAAAGGAAAACGGAAAAUUUGGAAUGAAAUUUAUCAUCGAAUACCUACAAACGAGGAAUAUAAGCCCUUCUUCUUCUUCUACUGAAUAUAAUAAGAAGUAUAAAAAUGUUUUUGAAAUAAGAUAUUUCGCUUAUUUAAACAACAUCACUGAGAAUGAAAACUUGAAUGAAAAGUUGUAUUUUCAAAAAUCUCAAUUCAGAUUUAUAGGCUACGCUGAUCUUAGUUUUCAUGAUGUUAACUAA